Strongyloides ratti is the source of this 1617-nucleotide messenger RNA. RefSeq names its product Bifunctional ATP-dependent dihydroxyacetone kinase/FAD-AMP lyase. The record is from RefSeq and is a predicted model, not a curated record. Gene Ontology annotation, molecular function: glycerone kinase activity. Lineage: Eukaryota; Metazoa; Nematoda; Chromadorea; Rhabditida; Strongyloididae. Bases 1 to 1617 code for a protein of 538 amino acids. Gene Ontology annotation, biological process: glycerol catabolic process. The transcript has 2 exons. Gene Ontology annotation, cellular component: cytosol.
AUGGGAAAAAUAUUUGAUUAUGAUGUUAAUUCUUCAAUUGAUGGUUUAUUACAUAGUAAUGAACAUUUAACAAAAGAUUCUGAAUCAUUAAGAAUUAUUACAAGAAAAGAUAAAACAACAAAAACUGCUCUUUUAUCUGGCGGUGGAUCUGGUCAUGAACCAUUUGCGGGUGGUUUAGUAGGGUUAGGUGGAUUAACAGGUGCUGUUAUAGGAGAUUUAUUUACAUCACCAUCAAUUAAAAAUAUUAUUAAAGCUAUUGAUUCAUUAAAAGAGUAUGAUAAUAUUAUAGUUUUUGUACUUAACUAUACUGGUGAUAUAUUAAAUUUUACCAAUGCAAUAGACAAAUAUACUGGAGAAAAAAAUAUUUAUAUGAUAAUUAUUGAUGAUGACAUAACUCAUGAAAAUUUAAAUCUAAAAACUGGUAGAAGAGGAAUUGCUGGUAGUGUACUUUUAUUAAAAAUUGCUGGAAAUUUAGUUGAAAAAAAUUUAGAUUGUUUAGAGAUAGUUGAAGAGUGUAGAAAGAUUGUUAAUAAUAUGGCGUCAUUAGGUGUUUGUGAAGUUGAAGAGAAUAUUCUUGAAAUUGGAUUAGGUAUUCAUAGAGAGCCUGGUUUUGAUAGAAUUAAUAAAGGAAAUGGAAGAGAAUUAAUAAAUAAAAUGUUAAUAAGACUUUUAGAAUCAGAAAGAAUUAAAGAUAAUAAUUCAAAAAAAAUUGUUUAUAUUAAUAAUCUUGGAGGUAUGAGUGAGCUUGAAGCUGGAAUUUUAAAAUGUUUUGUUGUUGAUGAAGUAAAAAAACAUAAUAUUAUUUGUGGAGUAUAUUAUGGUAGAUUAAUGACUAGUUUAAGUUCAAAUGGAUUUAGUUUAACAGUUCUUAAUUUAGAAAAUAAUUCAUGGCUUGAAGAUAUAGAUAAAGAGUAUGAAAGUAUUCCAUUACAAAAAUUAAAUUUUACUCGUAUACCAUCUAAAAUUAAACCUUUACGAUAUUUUAAAAAUGAGAUAAAUUUUGAUAAAAAAAUUGAAUUUAUAUUAAUAAAUAUAUGUGAUAUUUUUAUGAAAAAAAAAAAAGAAAUAAAUCAACUUGAUAAAGUUUGUGGUGAUGGUGAUUGUGGAGAUGCUUUUGAAAGAGCUGCAAUUGAAAUAUUAAAACGUAUAAAUGAAUGUUCAAUUGAUUUAUCUUCAAUUAAGAAUGCUUGUCUUGAUAUAGCUGAUGUUUUUGAAGAUGUUGUUGGAGGAACAACAGGAGCAUUAUACUCAGUAUUUUUAUCUUCUGCUUCAAGAUACGCCGAUCAUGAUAUUAUAAAAAGUUUGGAGGAAGGAGUUAAUGCUAUAAUACAAUUUGGUGGAGCUCAACCAGGUGAUAGAACAAUGAUAGAUCCUUUAUACAAAGCUAUAAUAAUAGCAAAAAAUUUGGAAAAAGAAGAAAAAAAUAAAGAAUAUUGGGAAAAAAUAAUAAAAAAUGUAGAGGAAGAAGUUUCCAAUACAUCUUUAAUGAAAGCUAUGUCUGGUAGGGCAUCAUACACAAAUUUUAGUGAUCAAAAAUCAGUUGAUGCUGGUGCUUUUGCAGUUUACCUUUGGAUGAAAGCUAUUUAUGAUAAAGUUUAUGUCAAGGGCAUUUUUUAG